CGACGGGCAGGGCAUGUUGUGGGGAGGGUCCAGUGCACACGUCAGAGGGUGCGGCGGCCACGGUUUCCCGUCUCCGGUCCGAGCAGAGCAGGACAAAGGAGAAGCGAACCCACGAGGGUCACGAACUAGGAAGGCGGAGGUUCCGUCCCCGGCACCGGCGAGUCCCGACCGAGAAAGCAGCCGCGGGCGAGGGAGCGGGCGGCCCCGGCCCCGCGGGGCUCCAAGCGCGCAGCCUGUGCUCAGGUUCCACCUGCAAACGCGUUUUGGCCGUUUCGGAAGUGGCCUGAAACGCGCCCGUCAGGACUGAGUCCUUUCGUCCACCCAGGGGCCCGGAAGGCCGCAGCGGGGGCGUCGGCGGGAGUGCGGGUCACAGUUCGGCAGCACACGGGUCAGGCCGUUCCGGGGCCGCUUCUGGCGAGGGUAACGCACAAACAUAAAGAAUCCACGGAAAGCCCCCCACGGACAGCGGCGGGCCAGGGCGGGAAGCCCGGGUGAGGGGCGCGGGCGCGGCGCGGACCACGAGAGCCCACCCGCGCGUCUUCCACAGCUCGCUGAAGAGCAGCGUGAGCAGCGCUUGGGGCCGCCGUCCCGGAUGCGCGCAACCCUUUAGGACGGAGGCUACCGUGACCUCCGCCACCGAAACACCGCGCUCCCCUAGUCCCCUCCGCGGGCCGCCCUUCCCCGCCGCGCAGGCGCAGGAGGCGCAGCGAGCCCCUCCACCCGUCCACGCCCCACCGCCCCGCGCAGGCGCACUGACGCACCGAGCCUCGGCCGCUUCCCUCCCGAGGGGCCGCUCCUCCCUUGCGCAGGCGCACUGAGCCACAGCCGAGUCGGGAGGCGGGCCCGAUUGCGAGGGGGCGGGGCGAGCUGCCUUUUGCGGCUGCGCCCUCGCAUAGCCCCGCCCCAGCGAGCCACUUCCGGCGCCGCGGCUCUUCCGGGCAGAGACCGCUGAGGCUGGCAUCGGAGUCGUAACGUACCGCUGACCGAGCGAACGGCCGGCCGUCAUGGUGCCCAGAGUGGCCCGCGGGCCGAUGCCAUACUGGAGGUUGCCCCUCGGUGGCGCCGCGCUGCUCCUGCUGCUCAUCUCGGUGGCCGCCGCGCAGGAGCCUUCCGGAGCGGCAUGUUCUCAGAACACAAACAAGACCUGUGAAGAGUGCCUGAAGAACGUCUCCUGUCUUUGGUGUAACACUAACAAGGCAUGUCUGGACUACCCAGUGACAAGUGUCUUGCCACCUGCCUCCCUUUGUAAAUUGAGCUCUGCACGCUGGGGAGUCUGUUGGGUGAACUUUGAGGCGUUGAUCAUUACCAUGUCGGUGGUUGGAGGAGCCUUCCUCCUGGGCAUCGCCGUCUGCUGCUGCUGCUGCUGCAGGAGGAAGAGGAGCCGGAAGCCGGACAGGAGCGAGGAGAAGGCCAUUCGUGAGCGGGAGGAGAGGCGGAUACGGCAGGAGGAACGGAGAGCAGAGAUGAAGACAAGACAUGAUGAGAUCAGAAAAAAAUAUGGCCUGUUUAAAGAAGAAAACCCAUAUGCUAGAUUUGAAAACAACUGAAAUGCUCCAACCCGCCAGGCAGUCCCGAAGCUUCCUGUGAGGUGCGCACACUCCACAGCACAGCCCGGCCGGGAGACCACGUGACCUUGACCAGUGCAGCCUUCAGGACAGGCGCUCGCAGAACUGCCCCUAAAGGACAAUCGUCCUCUUGUCCCUGCAGACUUGUGACCUUUGAUUCCUUGUUCAUGCCUAUAUUUAGUCACUUGAAAUGGGAAGCCUUUGGGGUUUGGGUUUUGGAGGAGGAAACGUGCCUAUUCCACUACUCGUCUCAGUCUGUAAGCCGACUGCACACCAAGCCGCCUGGCGGCCCCGGCGCUGUGGCUGUUCAUUCUCCUGGGCAGCAGCAGAGCCCGGCGUCCUCUCUGUCCACUAACAAGCUUACAUGCAACAAUGGGAAGCCGAUUUUCCUUUUGUCAUUUCCCCAUAAAACCGUGGACAGUGUUCGUACACGUGUCUUAAGUCUUCACACCUGUUGACUCACGUGGCUUUUGCUGGUGACAGGGCUCCAGUACACGGUCUGAUAAGGAGCUCCUCUUCCUAACUUCAAUUCUGUUAAAUGGCAUUGAGGAGUCGCUAAACUUAAACCUUUAAAAAAAAUUACUGGAUUUUCUCCCCUACUUAAAAGAUUUCACCAGAAUACUUUCAUAUAAAAUUUCAGGCCCCUUUUGGACAAUUUUUAAAAUUUGUGUUUUCACUAGAACAUGAGACUGUUUUUCCCUUGGACGCUUGAAUUACUCCUGUGGUGUUGGGCCUGCCUCUGGAGCGCUGCUGGGCUCCCAUCCGGCGGUGUGGGGAGGACGCUGCAGCGCUCCCCAGCCCUCUUGGUAUGCUCUUUCUGCCUGUUGGGCUGUCUGGGGGGCGGCCAUUUAGGGAUCGUUGGGGACGGCAGGUCCGCCCCGAGGAGAGAGAAAGGCCCGUGCACAGGUCAGGCUCUGGGCCGCGUGCCGCGGAAGCCGGUGUGCAGAGCCCACUGAGGGCUCUCCCCACACCACCCAGCAGGUGCUGGUGCUCCUGCCUCAUGGGAUCAUUCCAGCCUUCCAGCCGCUCUGGCUUGAGGGUGUUUUGGGCACUUCCUUCCUAGUGGGCUUCCCUGGGAGCUCUCCAGUGGCACUGCAGGCACCCCACAGAGCUGGCCCUGUCCCGCAUUUCUGUAAAGUCAGGGUGCAUGACUUUAGUUAGUCGACCACACGCUUCAUGGCAGGGGCAGCAGCGUGUGGGGAAGCGGAAGAGUACUGCUCAAUGACGUUUGAAAGGAGUCCCCGCUCCAGAUUGCUCUGAAUUUUAACACACUUCGCUUUGGGAAAGUCAGUCGACAGCUCCUAAGAUAAAUGACGCAUUCCGUUUUCCUACGUCACAGUCGUGAAACAGAAAACUGUCUUCAGCACGAGAUAAAGUUCACAGGCAGAUCCCCAUGAUCCAGAACGCCUUAAGGAACCCUCCAGCAGCUAGAUCAGCCUUUUCACUGAGCACAUCUCACCGAGAGUAACACUCCUACCCUGAAAUUUCCAGAGAGCAUAUAACCUGUACCCAGUUCUUCAGGCUUAUUUCUCUGACUUCUUGGGCAUUCGUAGCAAAGUAUUACAGAUUCCUACGUAUUUUAUAGCAGCCAUCAAAAUUGGACUUUGUACUGUUUAUUCAUAAAAGAAACUUCCUAAUAGACUUUUAACGAACUUUGUGUGAAUACAGUAGUGUUUGUGCAGUCAGUUUCCUGCACGUAGGUUGCUGAGCUGAAGGUAGAGCUUGGUUGUUAAAUACAACACAGCUAACCCUUGUGUUCAGUGGAAAACCACGUCUAGGAGGUUGCUCUUAGUCCAUCUGCUUUUUUCUGAAAUAUACUAAGAGCAGCCACAAAACUGUAACCUCAAGGAAACCAUAAAGCUUGGAGUGCCUUAAUUUUUAACCAGUUUCCAAUAAAACGGUUUAAUACCUGUGUUUGUUUA
Messenger RNA from Saimiri boliviensis boliviensis (Bolivian squirrel monkey), 3487 nucleotides. RefSeq names its product PTTG1 interacting protein (gene PTTG1IP). The record is from RefSeq and is a predicted model, not a curated record. Gene Ontology annotation, biological process: protein import into nucleus. NCBI's taxonomy places the organism in Eukaryota, Metazoa, Chordata, Mammalia, Primates, Cebidae. Gene Ontology annotation, cellular component: nucleus; cytoplasm.